AUGCCUUUGCCAGCUGUGGAAGGGGCGGUGGCUCCAGCGUGCCGCGUCUCACCAGCCGAGCCCGUGGAGGGCAUCCACGCGAGCGACGUCUACAAGGGGUACGAUCUCGCAUACAAGAAGUGCCUUGACAUGCUGACGCCCUUGAAGGCAUGGUCGAUUACGGACUAUAAAGACGUUGACCAGGUCGAGAAGUGCGUCAAGACGGCCAUCUCGGCCAAGCAGCUGGGCCUGGAGGGGCCGCUGGCCAAGCUGGUCGCGGAGGCGUGCGUCAAGGCCAUGCCGCCCAGGCCCAGCAACUUCGACAUCGACAACGUGCGCGUCGCGAAGGUGCACGGCGGAAGCGUGGAGGGCUCCUUCGUCGUGGAGGGCAUGGCCAUCUCGCGCCCCCCGAGCGGCGUGGAGAGCCUCAAGGAGAAGUGCAAGGUGGCGGUGUAUGCGGAGGGCAUCGAAGCGCCGGGCACGGAGACGAAGGGCACCGUGCUGCUGAAUAACGCCGAGGAGUUGACCAGCUUCACGAAGAACGACGAGGCUCGGAUGGACGAGUUCAUCAAGAGCGUCAAGGAUGCCGGCGUCGAGCUGAUCAUCUCGGGGGGCUCGAUUUCUGAGAUCGCGGGCCAUUUUCUGAACAAGUACAAGAUCAUGGCCUUAAGGAUCUCUUCUAAGUUCGAGCUCAGGCGCCUCUGCCGCACGGUGGGCGCUACCGCCAUCAUCCGCAAGGGCCCCCCGCUCCCCGAGGAGCUGGGCUACGUUGAGAGCGCGAAGGUGGAAGAGAUAGCCUCGCAGAAGCUGACCAUCCUCAGGACGCGGGACUCGAAGAUCGCCACCAUCGUGCUGCGCAGCGCCAGCCCCAACGUCCUG
This is a messenger RNA of Prorocentrum cordatum, 858 nucleotides long. NCBI's taxonomy places the organism in Eukaryota, Dinophyceae, Prorocentrales, Prorocentraceae. The record is from the annotation of a GenBank genome assembly.